CACGCCGCUGCGUGAGGGUGUGUGUGCGGAGUCCGAGUAAGAUGGCCGUUGGUUAGUAGAGUGAUCUUGGGUUCGGAAAAAAAUACGUUGGGAGCGACUUCGAGAAACGUACACAGGGAGCGGUGGCGAGUGCCUAUACCUGGCCGUGUGUCGGCCCGCGGCGCGCUGCUCUGCCUUUCGGAACCGGUCCGCCCAAAUGACCGCCUUGGAAUGAGAAUCAGUGUCUCCCACCGAGCAGGGGCACAGAAAAUUGCGCGGAUCUGCCAGGGCCGGGGGCUCGCAGGCUGGCUAUGGAGUGGUGCCGACUCCAGACUGGAUGACAGGGAGCCCCCAGAGAGCUGACGACCGGCCGCUUUUCCUGGGACGCCCUGCCAAGGGAGAGUGAUUGCUGGGGGGGAGAGAGGGAGGCGGAGCACCUACUCAUCCAGCCUCCUACUUGACAUCCUCUAUCAUCGUCCCGCCCACCUGCCGCCCUAUAGGCUGCCGCUUGGGUUCCCGAGCUUCCUCCGCCCCCCUCCCCUUUCCCCUUCCCUCCCUGUCCGAACCCCGCCCAUCCCUUCUCUUACCCAUCCUAGUGCCCUUCUUUCGUCUGACCUGUGACCUUUGACCCGUGCGGCAGUCGGCAUGAGCUGGCUGAGCCGCUUGAACCCUCGGCCUCCUGGUGGCAGGAGUAGUCAAAAGAUGGCAGCUCCCGCUCCGGUCACGGCUGACCCCGAGACCUGCCUCAUGGUUUUCGAGAACCACUGGAGACAGGUGUCCUGGGUGCUGGAUCAAUGUGGCGACCCCGGAUUGGCAGGGGUGGACGACCUGACCGCUGUGCGGAACCACACUGACCAAAUGUUGUGUCUGCUGGCGGAGGAGAGGCCGGGGGUCGUGGCUGACGGGGGCGCCGAGUGCAUGGGCCCCAUCCUGGAGCUGGUGGUGACCCAGGACAUCCUGGAGCGGCUGGUGCAGUGGUACCUGCGGCGCGGCCUCGAUGUCGACAGCCAGGGGGCGCUGUUGAAGCUGUUUGAGAUGCUGAUCAGCCGCUCCCAGCAGCCCCUGCUCCAGCACAGGGCAGUCCUGCACCCGCUGCUCAGUCUACUGGGAGUCUGUGCCAACCCCCCUACUGGGUGCCCCCUCGUACUUGAAGGCAGUCUGGUGCUGCUGCUUCACCAGGUGUGUGUGUGUUUGGCUCGCCAGCCCCCCAUGCUGGAGCUGCUGUUCCAGACCGCUGCCCCUCAGGGCGCCACCAACCUACUCAUCUUCUCCUUGCUGGUGCCCUUCAUCCACCGGGAAGGGCCCCUGGGCCAGCAGGCGCGCGACGCCCUUCUGCUCGUCAUGGCAACCUCCGCUGGGAGCGACGCGGUGGCUCGCUACAUUGUAGAAAACUCCUAUUUCUGUCCGGUGUUGGCCACAGGACUGAGCGCUCUGUACUCCUCGCUACCGCGGAAGAUUGAGGUGCGGGGUGACGACUGGCACGCGCUGCGGAGGGAGGACUGGGUGGGCGUGUCCUCGCUGGUCCUCUUCAUGAAUUCUCUGGAGUUCUGCAAUGCCGUGGUGCAGGUGGCGCACCCGCUGGUGCGAGGACAGCUGCUUGACUACGUUCACAACGGCUUUCUGGUUCCCGUAAUGGGACCCGCCCUGCACAAGGUGACACGGGAUGCUUCCUCGGUGGAGGAGAUGAUCGCCAGCACAGCAUACCUCGACCUCUUCCUGCGCAGUGUCACGGAGACCACCCUGCUCAAGACCUUCCUGCGCUUCCUGCUGCUACAUCGCCACGACAACGACGCCAUCCUGGACACGCUGCUCAUGCGCAUUAACAGCAACUCUCGGCUCUGCAUGGUGUCCCUGAGCCUGUUCCGGACUCUGCUCUCGCUCAACUGCGAAGACCUCAUGCUGCAGCUUGUUCUCAGGUACCUGCUGCCCUGUACUCACGUUAUGCUGAGCCAGCGUCGCGCAAUCAGGGAGGCCGACCUCUACGGCAAGUCGGCCCACAAGUUCCUCUCGCUCAUCCCCGAGUGCUGCAGGCUGGACACGGCGCCACCUGGAGACCAGGAUGAAGAUUCUGCCCUCUGGGGUAAAGGUCCAAGCAGCCCAAGCACGGAGUCUCCGGUACACUCCAAACCCAGCACUCCGUCCCGCCUCGCACUCUUCAUCCGCCAGCAGGGCGGUGGAGGGGGCGUGUCUUCCCAGCCCGGCCAAGAAGUACCUCCCCCGUCUCCAGAGAGCCCCGCCCACCAGGUGGGAGAGGGGCGGGACUGGGAGUCAGGCUACCUGGAGUACCUCCAUGAGGCCCGACGCGGGAUCGAGUUGUGCGCCUGGGCGUGUCGGGAUUGGUCUGCGCCCUAUGAUGGAGAAGACCCCUCCCCCCACAGUGCCCCUUGUCCCCCGCCACCGCCCGCUGAGCCUGUACCUCCACCCAGCCAGCAGAGGGCAGCAGCGGCCCGUCUAGACUGGGGUGCGUCAGAUAGGGACAGUGGAGAGUGGGACAUCACCAUCAGUAAGAACUGCAUCAGUCUCACCCCCCGCAGCAAGAAGCGUACCCUGCAGAGGGAGGAGCUCCCCCUGGACGCACCCCCCAUGCCCGUCCUCCCUCCUCCGCCCCCAGUGGCCCACCAGGGGGCGUCAGAGGCCCUGUAUAAUGGGACAGGACAGGACGGGGGUAUGGAGGUAAAGAAGGUCAGGAGGGAUUUAUGUUUGGGAGUCCAUGCUGCCCCGCAGGGCGGAUAUACAGAGCCGCCUCCCCUCCAGGAGGUGUCCGCGCCCCCGGCGGCGUCCUCGGACUCCCGAGACACGGGCCCCCCGGAUCUGGCCGCGGGGCGUGGGCUGGAGUCGGUGGAGAGCCUGAUCGAGGAGCUCCUGGAGCGCGUGCCGGCGGGGGACGGCCGGGGCAUCAGCAUCGAGGCCUUCAACCAGGAGCUGCGAGAGCUGGAGGACAGGGUGCAGGACGGCAGGGUGCAGGACGGCAGGGUGCAGGACGGCAGGGUGCAGGACGGCAGGGUGCAGGACGGCAGGGUGCAGGACGGCAGGGUGGACGCCCCCGCCGCCCGUGUCCGUACCCCCUCCCCCACCGAGUCAGAGCUCUCCGUGACCGAGCCCAGACCCGAGGGCACGGGUGCAGGGGGGUUCGGCUCCCCCCGCCUGACGGGGCAGCCCCCCUCCCAGCCCUACACAGGCCCCUUCGUUGCCGUGCUCUUCACCAAGCUGGAGAACAUGCUGCAGAACUCCCUCUACGUCAACAUCCUUCUGACGGGCAUCGUGGCUCAGCUGGCCAGCUACCCUCAGCCCUUGCUCCGCUCUUUCCUCCUCAACACUAACAUGGUCUUCCAGCCCAGCGUCAAGUCCCUCAUCCAGGUCCUGGGUUCUGUGAAGAACCGCAUCGAGUCCUUCGCGGCGGCCCAGGAGGACUUCCCCGGCAUGCUGAGGAAGGCCCGGCGCUACCUGGCCGCCCGCGGGAAGCUGGACUGGAGCGACUCACCCAUCAGCGUCCCCAGCCUGCGCCGCUCCGACUCACUAGUGAAGAGCCGCAAGCCGUCGCUGGGAGACCUCAUCCUUCGGCACACCAACAGCCCAACGCGCGCGAGGCAGGCCGCCCAGCUGGCACUGGCCCACGUGCGCGACGGCGGCCAGUCACUGCACAGCGCCCUCUUCAGGGGCAGCGCUGGCCACGGCUCGGGCAUCGAGAAGCAAGCGGAGGCGCUGCGCGUUAAAAACGCCGUCUACUGCGCCGUCAUCUUCCCAGAGUUCCUCAAGGAGUUGGCCGCCCUGGCGCAGGAACAUGCGGUCGCCAUGCCUUUUCCCCGCAGCCAGGGAGCAGAAGAGUAAUAUGCUGCCAUUGCUAUAUCUGAACAGAUGGGGCAGUGUGGAGCUCAGAGGGAGGUUGCAGUGAUAACUACACGCUGUCUUUUAUAAAACGCUCUUUUCUAGAAAGCUGCGUUCUUCUUGUACAACUUUAGAAAAUUGCAUAUAGUGUAAAUACUAUUUAUGUGUGUAGGCAGUACACACUCAAGCUUGGAACACAGAGCUAGGGGUGCCCUGUAUAUUCACACACCAUUGUCACAGUAGGCUAAUAGCUUAGUGAGAUUCAGCUACAGACCUACCCAAGGUUGUGCUCUGUAUUAGCUUAGAUGUGUCUGCUCACAAUCACGGGGCUUGUGGGAAAUGUAGUUCUCAGGAUGGAGAUGGGGUGGGUGCUUGGCGGCUCAGGUUUGAGGAAAUCCACCCUCUUUUUAAGAACUGGAAAGGAAGACCAGCCUGACGAGCCCUGUGGCUGAUCACAUGACUGACCCCUUGGGAAGUGGUCGACGUGUAUCUGCAGUGCAUUCGGCUUUCCACAUAACCCCUGCUUCACGCUGCCUAUCUGGGCAUCUGAACUGGAAAACACGUUUCACGACGUCCGGUUUUUAAUGCGUUUUUAGGUCUCAUUUGCUUUUCUUUUAUACAUUUUUAGUGAACUUUUAAUACAUAUCAGCACCUGGGAGGGAGGGAGGGAUAGAUGGAUGGAUGGACUGGGUCUGGGUUGUCCUCAUUUGGUGCGACUGCUCGGAGCUGUCUAGCCCAGCACGCAGCCGGUGUCGCUCUUAAACACAUGUGACCUUUGCCGGGCCUUGCUGCCCUUCAGAUCCCUGCGGGCGUGAGGUUUCACUGUCCUGUCUGUCUUUGUCUGUUAGGUGCGCGCAAGAUCAGUACUCCUGGAUGCCGUGUACUGGGGUUGUGAGUUUCUGCUGAGGGAUUCAGACUCUCCUAUUUCGGUUUAAGGCCCAUAUCCCUGUCUGCUGACCUUUCUGUCUUCUGAAUCCAUUUCGAGUGUCCUGAUUGCUUUGGAGCACAAGUCACUGUUGAAGUAAUUUCAGGUACUAAAUCAAUGUACUCAUAAAUUUGUUUAAGCUAGUAAGGAAUUUCUUUCACCACACUGUUUCUGCAUGGCCCUAGAUAGACACCCACCAUGCCCUGGUCCACAAAAGCAUUGUGGGUAUGUUCACUGCUCCUCUGUUUCUGCAAGCUUUGCUCUUUCUCCCUAAGUUUGCACACCUACAGUGUUGCCCUGCUUAUCGUUGAAUAUUUGCACUAAUUUCUCACGAGGCUGCACUACACUGUUAGGGUGUUGUUUUGUUGCUGUUUUGCGCCACCCCCAUUCCUGCCCCCCUCCAAAGUACAUAUUUGUUAGCCAUAGCAUGGCAGUUUAAUGGGUGUUAAGCACAAGUUUCUGCAUGUCACUCCACUGACCGUACAUGUCAUGUGACUCAUCGCAUAUUAUUUGUGUAUUCUGUAGAUAGACGCUCGAGACUUUUUUUUCUCUCCAUUGUUUAGUGUUAGUGACAGUUUCACUUUUGCUAAGCAGUAUUUUAAGAUGACUUGAAAAUCCCUGAAAUUACGUCAAUUUGUUUCAAUUGGCUGAGACUGGGUGUGGCCAGCCAAUCAGAAGAGCAAGAUUUUGGGAGGCGGUGGAGAGAGCAAAUCCAUCCAAAUCUAUCCCAGAUCAGACAGAUUACUGUGCCAUUCAGAAGUGUUAAUCAUUAAUCCACUUCACAAAUGACUGCUUUUCUAGUAUUUGAUUCAGUCAGUUUUUUAAAAAAAUAUAUAUUUUUAGUAUUUUUAAGCAUGUGAUUGAUGUUCAGAACUCUAAGGGGUGUGAGGCAAUAGGCACAGGAAGAUUUCAGUGGGUCAUGCUUCAGUGAGGAGGCCAGCUGCACUUGUGAUGGGAAGCUUGGAGUAGGAAGUGCAGCAGUUUGCCAUGUUUAGCAAACCGCAGCAGACUCGUGAGGACUGGGGCGGCCCAGCCUACAACAGGCUCAUGGGGACUGAGGCCAUCCGACCCACAGCAGACUCCCGAGGACUGAGGCAGCCCGGCCUGUAGUGGGCUUGUGAGGACUGAGGCAGCCCGGCCUGUAGUGGGCUUGUGAGGACUGAGGCAGCCCGGCCUGUACUGGGCUCGUGAGGACUGAGGCAGCCUGGCCCAAAGCGGGCUCAUGAGGACUGAGGCAGCCCGGCCUGUAGUGGGAUUGUGAGGACUCAGGCGGCCCGGCCUGUAGUGGGAUUGUGAGGACUGAGGCGGCCCGGCCUGUACUGGGCUCGUGAGGACUGAGGCAGCCUGGCCCGCAGCAGGCUCAUGAGGACUGGAGCAGCCCGCAGUGGAUUCGUGAGGACUGAGGCAGCCCAGCCUGCAGCGGGCUCAUGAGGACUGAGGCAGCCUGGCCCAUAGCAGGCUCAUGUCAGGGCACAUGCGGUUUCAUUUCACUUGUAUAAUAUGAAUAUAUGUAUAAUUAUCUGGGUUCUUUAGUGUAAGAUAUCUAUGGAGUGAUGUCCACUUAGUAGAAAAGUGGCUGUGAAUAUUUAGGGUGAAGCAGCCUUGUUUUGAGUAGGCUAGACUUAUGAGACUCUGUGACCAGACCGUGACUGCAGAGUAGGACUGGAUGUAUGAGACUCAGUACUGACCAGAUCCUGACCACACACUGGGACUGGAUGUACGAGACUGUGUACUGACUCGUUUGUGACCGCAAGUUGGUCCCUGCUGCUUUAAGAUUUGGUUGAGUGUUCAUGAUGUAAGCAGGAGCUGGAAAAUCAGACGUCAGGUCUGCUGUUUGAGGUUCUCCUGCGGCCAGCUGCUCCUGAAUGUGUGUGUGAGGCUGUGGGAUUGCGUGGCUUCGUGUUGUUAUGUUUUUUUUUUUCCUGUUGUGUCAUUUUCCUUUAUUUCAAGUAGAGGUGAGUCGUUCAUUGGGCUCCCCUGAAAUCUAUGCAACGGUUAGUUUUGUUUCUCCACCUGUGCUGAAGUGUGGGACUGUCAUGGAUCCUGUACCUACGGCUUAAAUAAGCAGUUCCGAGAGCGGUCCGGAGGGAGCUGAACUGAAGGGACUGAAUCAAACACGGGGCAAAUGAGGAAUGUUGUCGGAAAUAUUUUUAUAUAUUUAAAAAAAAAAAACAGGACAAAAACUUGUGGGAAAGCUGUAAUAAAAAGGGAAUGUUUUUAUUAAUUUAUAAAUGUCUGACUUAGCAAUU
Molecule: messenger RNA, 6978 nt
Organism: Paramormyrops kingsleyae
Lineage: Eukaryota; Metazoa; Chordata; Actinopteri; Osteoglossiformes; Mormyridae
Source: RefSeq, a predicted model, not a curated record